AUGGCGCAUCCAGGUGGAGAAGAGGUUUUGCUCGAACAAGCUGGUAGAGAUGCCACAGAGAGCUUUGAAGAUGUGGGGCAUUCCACAGAUGCCAGGGAGAUGCUCAAGCAGUACUACAUAGGGGAGAUCCAUCCGCAUGAUCGUAAAAAAGAAGGUUCUAAGGACCCAAGUAUGACAUCCUCAGGCCAAGCAAGUUUCUGGACAACAUGGCUAAUCCCCAUCUUCGGAGCACUGGUCUUAGGUUUAAUGUAUCGCUAUUACAUGUUGGAUGGGAGAACCUCUUGAACUGACCUUGCUGGGACCUCAGAAAGCCCGAAGGAGAGGGCGCGAGAGAGAGUGCAUGCACGUGACACAUGGAGUUCUGCUUCCCUUAAACUCUUUCUGCCUUGCUUUUAGCUUUGAGUCUGUCGAGUGAUGUUGAUACCCAUGGGACCAAGCUAAUGGCAAACUCUGUCUCUCCUAACUCUGGGACCCACGGACCUGUUGUGCUUUCCUCUUGCCGUGGCAGGGCAAGUGCAACUCCCCGGUAUUCUCUUAGGUUUGUGUGCGGUCUCCCUCACAUGUGCGUGCUCGUGCGCUUGCUCUCUCGCUCUCUCUUGCUCUCUGAAGUGAACCACAGACCACCUUUUUCUUUCAAUGCCUUUUUGUUAAGCCAGACAACGUGGAACAGCUGCUAGUGAGCCUGUGGGUUUGCCUCAGUCCUUCCCGUAGCAUUGUCAGAAAUAAACUGCAAGUUGUCUACAGUCCUUUCCAGAAAAGACGUCCGGAGCUUCGGUUCCGCGGUAACUUUCCCAGUGCAUGCAGGCAACACUAAUGGGAGCAGCAGGAAAUUGUUAGCGUUUGCUACCUCUUUCUGUACGUG
This is a messenger RNA of Egretta garzetta (little egret), 862 nucleotides long. RefSeq names its product cytochrome b5 type B. Gene Ontology annotation, molecular function: heme binding. The transcript is spliced from 5 exons. Gene Ontology annotation, cellular component: intracellular membrane-bounded organelle; mitochondrial outer membrane. NCBI's taxonomy places the organism in Eukaryota, Metazoa, Chordata, Aves, Pelecaniformes, Ardeidae. The record is from RefSeq and is a predicted model, not a curated record. The coding region runs from base 1 to 285 and encodes 94 amino acids.